AUGCUAAUUAACCAACGUACAGUAUCCGACGGUGAAGCCGGCGUCGAAUCCUUGGAACCGGAUCCUCGUCUGUGCAAGAGAUCAGCGAUCAGACCCCAAGAAGUACGUCGAGGCGCUGAAUACAUCGUCACAACACAACAGUCACUUGACACAUCGAACAAACCGGAUUAUCGCAGUACCUAUGCGACUGUACAUGCUGAAACUAGCGAGGAAAAUGCCAUGAAAACUGGCAAACGCACGCUGAUAGUAUUGGCAGCAGGAUAA
Messenger RNA from Leptosia nina, 264 nucleotides. NCBI's taxonomy places the organism in Eukaryota, Metazoa, Arthropoda, Insecta, Lepidoptera, Pieridae. The record is from the annotation of a GenBank genome assembly.